This is a messenger RNA of Pieris napi, 4646 nucleotides long. RefSeq lists its product as uncharacterized. Bases 1 to 4518 code for a protein of 1505 amino acids. Gene Ontology annotation, molecular function: zinc ion binding; nucleic acid binding; intracellular sodium-activated potassium channel activity. The transcript is spliced from 20 exons. Lineage: Eukaryota; Metazoa; Arthropoda; Insecta; Lepidoptera; Pieridae. The record is from RefSeq and is a predicted model, not a curated record.
AUGUAUGUGUCUCCGCUGGUGAUAGCGGAGGUGAGGUUUGUCACCGACCUAACCAGCCCGCAGGGGUUUGGCCUUCAACACGAUGUCCAAUCACCGAGACGCGAAGCGACCAAUGAGAGGGCAGCGGGCAGCAAGGGCAGCGGUCGGACAGCGCGUGCGCACUGUACAGCGGCAGGCGGCGAUGACUCACAGCGAGUGAGCGAGAUGGCAGCAGGAUGGCACGAUGGCAGGAGCAGACGUCCGCACAGCUACGGCUGUAUGCCGGGUAACAAGAGUGUGUUCGAGUACUCCGCUAAGCUGACAGAAGAGGAGUUCCAGGAACGUCCUAUCAUCAACUGGGAUGGUAUCGUGUGGGUUAACCGCCCACUGUUCUUGUGGGUGCUGCAGGUCAUCCUCGCGAUGAUAUCGCUCUCCGAGGCUAUUCUGUUAGCCUACCUCGGGUACAAGGGCAACAUUUGGCAACAGAUUCUAUCCUUCCAUUUCAUACUGGAGAUGGUGAACACGGUCCCAUUUGCCCUGACGCUACAUCCUCUAUCCUCCUUUGAGAAACCUAAUGACCUGCACCGAGCUAUGCAGAAGUCACAAUCAGCCCUGUCGCAGCAACUGAUGAUUCUAUGCGUUACUCUUCUAUGUCUCGUCUUUACCAGUAUGAAUCGACAAAACAACGAGAUUCGACGAGGCCGCAGGAGUAAAGCGGUGUGGCGAAGCCGUAGCCGGACUGCAAGGCGAUAUUGCAGCCGGUCUCCAAGGCGAUAUUACAGCCGGUCUCCAAGGCGAUAUUACAGCCGGUCUCCAAGGCGAUGUAGCAGUCGAGACUCGUGUUACAGCCGUAAGUCAAGCUCAAGAUAUUAUUCUCGCGGCAGAUCAAACUGCCGUGGCCAAGGCGAUGUGUCACGGCGCAGACGCAGCAGGACUACGCCUCAACGCAGCCCCAGUCUACACUCGCGACGUGACGAGAUGCAACAAGAACAACGAACACGUAAUGGUGAACCACAGCAACAUGUCCAUGAGUCAUAUACAUCACAAACUGACCAUCAGGCCCUGUCAAAACCUACUGAAUUAGCUACUAUAUUUAAAGAGUUUAUGCAAACCAUGAAGCACACAGCGCGAGUGAGUGAACAAUUUCCAAGUAUGAACGUUGUACCAGAAUUCGAUCCGGUCAAACGCAAUCAAACCAUUGAAAUGUGGCUUUUAAAAGUCAAUGAAUGUGCGACGAUUUAUAACUGGUCUGAGCGACAAGUUAUACAUUAUGCGUUGCCCAAAUUAUCUGGAUUGGCUCAAAAGUGGUAUCAGGGGUUGCCAAGUCUCAUGUUUUCAUGGCCUGAAUGGCAAGAUAAGUUAAGAUUAGCUUUUCCUAGUGAAGACAAUUAUGCACAACUACUGACGGAAAUGCUCGCUUGCAGAGCGCAGGAUCGAUCCAUUAGAACCAGUGCUGAAGCGGCACAAUUUUCUGAACCAGAUAAAUUAUUAGUUUAUCUAAGAAAUGUUAAAAUUUUAAAAAGAACUGAGAAGAAUAAUAACGCCUUGAAAUCAGGUGCUACUGACAAUAAGCGACAGAGAACAAAUAAGUUCAUUCAAAUGAGAUCAGAAUCUACAAACAAUUCAAAAUGUUAUAUCUGUAGUGAAAUUGGUCAUCCAUAUUACAAGUGUAAGCAACCCAUUAAGCGAUGCAGUCAAUGCCAUAAAAUUGGACAUCUUGAAGCAAAUUGUCCUCUUAAGAAGGAAUCUAGCGAUGCUAAGACUGUUUUACGGAUAUCCCAGGAACGAGAUACAGAUCUAAAAUAUUUUAAAAAGGCCAAUGUUAAUGGCCGUGAACUAGAUUGUUUUGUUGACUUUGGUAGUCAAUGCACUAUAUUAACGGAGUCUGUGGCGAAAGAACUAGCUAUUAGUUGGUCAACACAGGACCUGCCUGUGUUGAGGGGUUUUGGUGAUUCUUUGGUUAACAGUUUGGGAAAAUGUAACGUUCAAAUUGAGGUAGAUUCAGCUAAGGCUAAUGUAGAUGUCCUUAUCGUUCCUGAUUAUUUAUUAAAGGUCCCAUUAUUGUUAGGACAAAGUUUCACCGAACAAAACCAUAUUUUGGUUUAUAAGACUAACGAUAACUUAAAAAUAACUACUACUUUGGCUAAAGACCACAUUUUUCUUUGUAAUUCUGAACUAGUCACCAUCAACGGACUCUCGGAAGUAAAAAUGAAAGCAUCCAUGCCGAAUUAUAAUGGCGAUCGUUUCUUCGGUGAAUAUGAAGGAAAAAGUUUAACUUACGCUAGUUUCCACUCACACCGCAAGUACGGGGUGGCUUUGGUAGGAGUUCGUCCAGCCGAAUUACCAGAAUUCUAUGAAGAAACAAUACUUUUGAACCCGGGACCGAGACACAUAAUGAAAGCGAGCGACACGUGCUAUUACAUGAGCAUAACAAAAGAAGAGAAUUCCGCUUUCGUAGUUUCCGAUCAACAAACCGAAAGCAAACCGUUGAUAACAAAAGAUCAAACUGCAUGUAGCCUCCUCUCUAGCGAAGGAAGAAGAAAGGGCGGAGACGGCGAGGAGGCCGCGGCCCAGCCCAGAACAGCAGACGGUAGUAACAUGGCUCAAUCAGCCCUUCCACAAGUGGUUCUACAAGCUCCCGCGACCUCCCCACCAAAUGCAUCGCCAUCACGCAUCAAUACUGUAUCAUCCGCUAAUUUAACUGUUGCUAGCUGUGAGUGCCACGGUCGGAUACUGUAUAAAGGUGACGGGUCGGACCACAGGGGGGGUCUCAAAGAUUCACCAGCCGCAGAUAGCGCCACGGACAGUCAUUUGCUUCUACCAAGAACAGAUAAUCAUUAUUUAAGUCCGGACACUCUUCAUCAUCGGCGAGUACCGGACAUGGUGACCAGUAGCUUUAACAUCGCAGAAGAAGAACGGGAAAGGGAGAGGGAACUAGACAUGAGCGAGGAAGAGUUAGAGGAUAAUGCUCACUUCAGAACCAAAACAUCGUUGAAUCCUAUCAUACUUCUCCUGGAACGAAGACCUGAUAUCGCGUUCCUCGAUGCGAUAUCUUACUUUCCACUUGUCUACUGGAUGAUGGGAUCUAUUGACUCGCUGGAUGACCUACUGAGAGCUGGAAUAACACUUGCGGAAAACGUAGUGGUUGUAAACAAAGAAUUAUCCAACUCGGCUGAGGAAGACAGUUUGUCUGACUGCAAUACCAUCGUCGCCGUGCAGACCAUGUUCAAAUUUUUCCCAUCGAUAAGAUCAAUAACAGAACUGUCGCAGUCAUCAAAUAUGCGUUUUAUGCAAUUCCGAGCUCAUGAUAAAUAUGCAUUGCAUCUUUCCAAGAUGGAAAAGAGAGAGAAAGAGCGAGGUUCUCAUAUCUCGUAUAUGUUCCGUCUCCCCUUUGCGGCGGGUUCCGUAUUUUCAGCAUCCAUGUUGGACACACUACUCUACCAGGCCUUCGUCAAAGAUUACGUCAUCACCUUCGUGCGGCUGCUGCUGGGGGUCGACCAGGCUCCCGGCUCAGGCUUCCUAACAUCUAUGAGAAUAGGAAAGGGAGACAUGUGGAUUCGCACGUAUGGCCGACUAUACCAAAAGUUGUGCUCGACUUCUUGCGAAAUCCCUAUUGGGAUCUAUAGAACGCAGGAUACAAGCCUGGCCGACCCCUCACACCACGUGAGUAUGUCGCCACGCGGCUCGCCAAGUUGGUUGUGGUCACGACUGACGGGAAUGCGACCAUCGCGGCCAUCGCAGGGUGGGCAGAGCAAGGCGCGGUCUGGGGAUUCGAGGGGGGCGCGAGACACGAGUUCCAGCUCCCCCACGGGCUGCCUCACGGGCUGCUACGGCGACCGCACGCCGGUGUAUUCAGCGAGUCUAGCCGACGAGGCAAGAGACAACCACGCGCAACAGAUAGACCGGGCUGAGAUUGCAAAUCUGGUUCGCUCCCGCAUGGAGUCGCUCAACCUGAACGUCAUUGACUAUGACGACGUGAGUGAGAAGAGGAACAGUCUCUCCUACGUUAUUAUUAACCCAAGCUGCGACCUUAACCUGUGUGAGGGAGACGUAAUAUAUUUGGUUCGGCCAUCUCCAUUCGCAGCUCAAAAAACAUUCGAAAGACACAAUAGCAGACGAAAAUCGAACAUUAGUUUUUGUUCAAGUAUAUGCGCAGCAGCAAGUGCUGGGAGCGGACGACAUGGCUCUACACUUUCAGCUGUGCGGGCACCGCCACUCUGUACCACAAAAGCUAAUUCACUAUCAUUACCAGAUAGUCCAACUGUCCUCACAGAUUUUCGUGGUCGCUCAAACUCUCUGCGAGUUGUGGAUGAUGCAAUGUUGUGCCGAUCAGCAUCGCUCCGUCAGGGGCUUGGCACAAGCCCACGGAGGAGAAAAAGCAGUCUCGAGGAAAUUGGAAUUACGCAUUUCAAUUCUCUGUUACAACAUCAGCAGCAACAACAAGAGCAGGACACUGAAGCGAUUAAAAUGGCUUUGCAAGGAAGUGCUAGACUAGAGGUGACACCACUGGAAGACAGAGUUGCGUCCGUCUUCGCCUGAGCCCCAACACCUGCAGGGAACCAUCGUCUAAUUCGGUCCCACUUUGGGUCCUCUAAACAAUUGUUAAUGAAUAUUUAUACAGUACUACAGCUCCAAAGAGUUUAGUGUCUGUCCCCUUUAUAAACUUA